Molecule: messenger RNA, 6806 nt
Organism: Podarcis lilfordi (Lilford's wall lizard)
Lineage: Eukaryota; Metazoa; Chordata; Lepidosauria; Squamata; Lacertidae
Source: the annotation of a GenBank genome assembly
UCCCCUCAGCCUCCCCGGCCGGCCAUUAGCUCCUGCCGGCUGGACAGCUGCCCUGCCCUGUGCCCCUGGGCGUGGAGGCCGGUGGGGAUGUGGGGCUCAGCCAGCCAGCUGCUGGCCCAGUCGCCUCUCCCAUGGGGGAGUCCAGCUUCCACUGCCACCCGUCCCCCGAGGGAUGCUGCCUGGAGCUCCACGAAACCAUCGCCAUCCUGGUCGCUUUGAUCGUCCUGGUCCAUCUGGCGCUGAAGCUGGCCGCAGCGGUGAGAGGACUGUUGGCAUGCAUUUGCGGGGAGGGAGGGCCUGGAUCAGGCCCCUGAAGCUCUGGCGGGCAAGUGGACUGGAGGUCUUUGUGGAGCCACAAUUCCAGUGGCACUGGGAUGUUCUGCCCCUGAGAGUUAGCACUCUUCCCUACAAAUCGGAAGUACCUGCAGGAUGAGGCCCGUCGAGGCCAGCAUCCUGUUCCAUACCCUCCCGCAUUUAUCUGAUGAAAAUAGGGACGCCCUAUUCCAUUACGGAAAGGGACGCAGGUGGCGCUGUGGGUUAAACCACAGAGCCUGGGACUUGCCGAUCAGAAGGUCGGCGGUUCGAAUCCCUGCGACGGGGUGAGCUCCCGUUGCUCGGUCCCUGCUCCUGCCAACCUAGCAGUUCGAAAGCACGUCAAAGUGCAAGUAGAUAAAUAGGUACCACUCUGGCGGGAAGAUAAACGGCGUUUCCGUGUGCUGCUCUGGUUCGCCAGAAGCGGCUUAGUCCUGCUGGCCACAUGACCCGGAAGCUGUACGCCGGCUCCCUCGGCCAAUAAAGCGAGAUGAGCGCCGCAACCCCAGAGUCGUCCAUGACUGGACCUAAUGGUCAGGGGACCCUUUAUCUUUUAUUCCAUUAUAUUAUUAUUAUUAUUAUUAUUAUUAUUAUUACAGUCAUACCUCAUGUUACGUUUGCUUCAGGUUGAGUGUUUUCAGAAAGGGUUACUUCCAGGUUUUGCCGCUUACGCAUGUGCAGACGCUCAAAAUGACGUCAUGCGCAGAAGCGGCGAAUCGCAACCUGCGCACGCACAGAUGUGGGUUGCGUUCUGCUCAUGUUGUGAACGGGCCUCCGGAACGGAUCCCGUUCACAACCAGAGGUACCACUGUAUUAUUAUUAUUAUCCCAGCCAUCUGACAGCCAUCUGGGCGGCUUCCUACAUAUAUCAAAGCAUAAUAAAACAUUUAAAAACUUACAGGGCUGCCUUCGUACGUCUUCUAAAAGGUUGUACAGUCGUACCUCGGAAGUCGAGCAGAAUCCGCUCUGGAAGUCCGUCCGGCUUCCGAAACGUUCGGAAACCAAAUCGCAUCUUCUGAUUGGCUGCAGGAAGCAGCUCCUGCAGCCAAUCGGAAGCCCCGUCGGACAUUUGGCUUCCAAAAGAACGUUCACAUUUCUUACUUCCCCUAUUACAUUUAAAACUCAUAAGCAAUAUCUCUAUUCUUUAUCGAGUUUGUCACGUUUCGUAUAUUUCUCCUUACAAAACUUCUUGUCGUCCUACUAGCGUAACUUGUUGGUUGCAAUUGCUUCUCAAAUAGUUUGUAUACUUCUGCCAAUCUUCUGUAAAUCUCUGGUCCCGCAGGUUUCAAAUCCUUCCUGUCAUUUUGUCCCAUUCUGCAUAGUCCAUUAAUUUCAUCUGCCGUUCUUCUUUCACGACGAGUGAUUUCUUAUGGAUUUCUAGAGUUUUCCCAUUGAGCCAAUACAUAUAUGCAUUGAUCAGUGAAUCGCUCCAUUUGUAGUCUUGUUGUCUUUGCUUCCAGUGGCAGAGCUAGCUGCUCCUGAACCCGGCGCAUUGGGGCGGCGCGAUCCACCCAGGGGGGAUUUUGUCACCCCACUCUGGGAUGGCACCCGGGUCGGACCGCCCCAACCACACACCCCUUCGUACGCCCCUGCUCUCACCCCCUUCCAAUUUCCCCGUAACAUAACAAAACAUUCAUAAAAUAAUAUUGGCUGUGGCCCCCACAGUUGAAGGCGCAAUGCUUCUGAACACUGGAGGAGGGAGAGUUGUGUUCGAAUCCUGCUUUCGGGUUUCCUCCCCAGGCCACUUUGAGACCAGGACGCUGGACUAGAAGGCAUCCCUUUUGGUCUGAUCCUGUCCUGGUUAGAUGCUCCAACCCCUGGCAGUGUUUGAAAAGAACAGGCUGCUGCUGCUGGGAAACAGCCUUGAGCAGCCUCUGCCAGUCAGAAUUAGCAGUACGGGGCUGCAUGGACCCGGCGGCUGGAUUCAGGAUAUGGCAGCUGCCAGGCCAGGCCAGAGGCCUCAGCUGAGUCCCAGGGGCCACCAGCCGUCUGACGUGGCCCCCUAUAAUCCUCCACCUUCCUCUUCUCCCUCCAGGCCUGCUAUUAUUUCUGCUGCCUGCUUGGGACACUGAUUGGAACGAUCUGCGCAAAGGGUGAGUUUAUGCCUUUAUGGGGACGUUUUAUUCUCAUUUAUGAAUGUUGUAAGAAAAAAAAUCUGCUCAGAGAUGCAUUUUAAAUUAAAGGACACAUUCUACUCAUGUAAAAACACACUGAUUCCCGGACUGUCCGUGGGCCAGAUUUAGAAGGUGAUUGGACCGGAUCCGGCCCCCGGGCCUUAGUUUGCCUACCCAUGGGAUAGAGUCACCAGCAAAUUCAAAUUAUAAUUUACCGUGUUUUGAUGUGUAUAAGAUGCCCCCCAUAUAUACGACGCACACUAUUUUGGGGGACUCCAAAUUAAGAAAACACCCCCUCAGCACUACCCAUGUAUAAGACGAGCCCCAAUUUUAAACCUAAUUUUUUGGUAAAAAAAACCCUAGUCUUAUUAAGAAAAAACCUAGUCUUUGGUAAAAAAAACAAAAAACAAACUUAGUCUUGUUAUAAGAAAAAAAAAACCCUGCUCCUUUUCCCUUAUGGGGUCUCCAAGAGCCCGUAUAGAGUCCUUAAGUGGGUUCCCUAUCGGUAGGAGAAGAUAACAGAGGCCAGCCAGAGAAUAUUGAGUAGCAAAGCGGCUAGUAAGCCUGAUCUUUAUUAAACUGUUGCAACAGGGUCCUCACUCCCCCCGCACGCAGGAGGCAGGAGGGACCCAGAACAAUGGUGCACAAGCCCUUAUAGAGACUCCUGAAAUUGCCCACCCUGUGGCCCCAAACAUCAUGCAUACAUCACAGAAGGAGGCGGUCUACAGCAGAAAUCCUGUCUGCCAGGAUACCUGAUAAUGGUCACUGAUUGCUUUACCUGGGCGGCCUGGCCAUUCUUUUGUGAUGGUUAAUACUUUAGUUCCUCAGUCCAGGUCACAGGCUCACCCUAUUCAUACACAAAUGUACCCUUAAGACAGGAUUUGCAAGCGAAAAGACAACGGGAAGGCUUUCCCCAUUUUCCUCCCUUACUGCAGAGGAAUAUUUGAGAUCAUUGGGAGAGUCAAAAUGGCUUCAGGAUUGCUCUCCAGGUGGCGCUGUGGUAUAAACCACAGAGCCUAGGGCUUGCCAAUCAGAAGGUUGGCAGUUCGAAUCCCCGUGACGGGGUGAGCUCCCGUUGCUCGGUCCCUGCUCCCGCCAACAUAGCAGUUCGAAAGCACGUCAAAGUGCAAGCAGAUAAAUAGGUACCGCUCCGGCGGGAAGGUGAACAGUGUUUCCGUGCGCUGCUCUGGUUCGCCAGAAGCGGCUUAAUCAUGCUGGCCACAUGACCCGGAAGCUGGACGCUGGCUCCCUCGGCCAGUAAAGCAAGAUGAGAGCCGCAACCCCAGAGUCAGUCACGACUGGACCCAAAGGUCCCUUUACCUUUACCUUUACUAUCUCAGACACAUGGUUUAUAUACUUAUGUAUGUGUAUGCCUUGUACAUUUGUGAACAUUCAAUUUGUAUUUGAGACCUUAGAAUUCUUAUAACAUUAAAUUUGUACACCAAAUUUCACCCGUCAAUCUCAGGGCGGUUCACAACACAAAACUGCAGUAUCAAAACCACAAAAUAAUAAAAAUACAAACAGAAACAAACCAAUAAUUCCCCCCCAAAAAAACACAUUUAAAAGGGCCUGGAAUGCCAGCCAGUCCGAGAGGAAAGUUUUUGCCUGGUGCCUAAAGGUGUAUAAUGAAGGCAUCAGGUGAGUCUCCCCUGUGAGAGUAUCCCACAUGCCCUGAGUGGGACUCAAACCCACAACCCUGAUUUUUAGAGUUCCUUGUUCUACUGACUGAGCCUUAUCCCAGGCAUGUAGAUGUUGAAUAGCAAUGGGGAUAAGAUUAAACCCUGAGGAACCCUAUACUUUCUUUCCGCAAACCUUUCGUUUGCUGCAUUGGAACCCAAUCGUCCUUUCCGUUGCCGUUUUGAAAGAUUAUCGUCGCUAGCCGUAAUAUUACUGAAGGGUUUCCGCACUUGUCAGAAAUUGAUCUUUAAGUACACUUUGGAACUCCCCGCCACUUGACCUUAGUCAGGAACCAUUACUGUACUCCUUUUAGCUGCAAAACAUUUUUGAUCAGGCCGGUCUACACAGACAUUGAGAGGCUACAAGUCCUCGAUUUAUUUAUUUUAGCUACCGUUGACUCUAACCGUCUUUCGGAUAUCUGUUUUCUAACCGGUAAUGUUAACGGUUUGCUCUGAGUUUUCGUAAAACGCUUCGAGGUUUGUCCGUUCUUCACAACCGAGCGGUACUUAAAUCUUACUCAAGUAAAAUAAAGUUUUAAGAAGGGAGGCCAAGGCUAGUUCAGAUAAAAAACAACAACAACGAAACAUCAAGAAUGUAACUGAUCAUAAAGUACAGCUACUCGCAAUGGAAAUACAUUGCUACAUUCGUAGAAUCUUAAGAGUCGGAAUGGGUUCCCAAGCGAUCAUCUAGUCCAUCCCCCUGAAGUGCAGGAAUCACAGGUGAAGAAUCGCUAGGAAGAUAGCCAGAGGCGGUUUAAGAGCGACAAACUUUGGCUGUACUGGCCACCAACCUGCAGGGGGCGCCACAACCGUGAUGCAGAUCGGAGAUUCGAGGGGCAGGUGGUGCAAAAUUAUAGUGUUGCACGGUUGCUGCUGAAAUUUGAGAGCCCAUGAGAUGGGCACCCCACCUCUGUUUAAAAACCUGCAACGAGGGACAGUCCAGCUUGUGAGGUCAUAGACCCAAAGGUUUGCAGAAUUGGAAGGGACCCACGGGGUCAUCCAGACCAACCCGUUUUAAUCCAGUCCAGCCCCCUUUAACACACGAAUCACAGCUAAAGAAUCCCUGACAGGCAAUUGGCUACCCUCUGCUCAAAAACCUCCAGUGAAGGAGAGUCAAAACACCCCGGAUUCAAAUACAGCGGAACCUUGGUUCUCGAACUUAAGUCCGUUUGACUUCCGAAAUGUUCGAAAACCAAGGUGCGGCCUUUGAUUGGCGCAGGCGCCCCGGAAACAAUAGCUGACAGCCGCAUCGGACGUCCGGCUUCCGAAAGAUAUUCGGAAACCAGAGCACUCACUUCCGGGUUUCGCCGUUCGGGAACCGAUUUGUUUCGUCAACUAAGCUGUUUGAGAAGCAAGGAUCCACUGUAUAGGACAGGGGUCAGCAAACUUUUUCAGCCGUGGGCCGGUCCACUGUCCCUCAGACCUUGUGGGGGGCCGGACUAUAUUUUGGGGGGGAAAUAUGAACGAAUUCCUAUGCCCCACAAAUAACCCAGAGAUGCAUUUUAGAUAAAAAGCACACAUUCCACUCAUGUAAAAACACACUGGUUCCCGGACCGUCCGCAGGCUGGAUUUAGAAGGCGAUUGGGCCGGAUCCGGCCCCUGGGCCUUAGUUUGCCUACCCAUAGUAUAUGAUAAACAAGCCCAUUGACACAGCAGGACAGUUGUUUGCCAUUAUUCAAAUGCAACAUUUUACGAGAGUUCAAUCUUUGCCGCUGCGGCCCUUUGCUUUCUCUUCCCAGAACCCGAGACGUCAAAGAUGUGCGCCACCCCCAAGACGAGGAGAACCCAAUCCAGGCGGCUGGCAGCGCAGUGGUCCGACCAGAACCUCCCUCGCCGGCGCCGGCACGAAAGCUGUUCGCCGCACCGGCGCUGCCUCCACUGCACCCUGGAGCCGCUGAAGGUCACCAUGAACUUGCAGAACGAACCUUUUCCUUGCAGAGAGCACCAGCGUCUUGGCCGGCGCCCCUGCCCUGAUUACCUGCCGUGCCACGCUCUGCGGUGCUGCACCUGCGACUGCGACCCCCGGCAGCGCCCGCGCACGUCCUCAGCGCCCUCCCCUGUCACCCGCUGCCGGGACGUCGCCUGCGGCUCCUCCGACCCCAUGCUGGCCUCGGGCAGCAGCAACGAUCACCGGAACAGCAUGGCGGUAAACCCCGAUUACUUCUCGAGGUUGCCGGCGAACGAUAACCAGUACCGCUCCGCGCCGGAGGCUGAAUACCCCGGGACGACGGGCCGCAGGCCUACCAAAGUCUACAUCUACCCGGUGCACCCCCAAACGCCGCCGGCGAGCCGGUCGGGCAGCCCUGAGAGAAGCUACCGGCGGCGAGGGACCAUCGUGACCACGCCGGAAGAGCAGCCAGUCGAGUACGAGCCUCGGGAAUCCUCCCGGCGGAAAUCGCGCGCCGAACCGGAGCAGCUGCUGAACAGUCCGCUGUCGCCACCGGCAGCGCCCCGGUUCCACAGCAUCGGCGGCAGCCCUUUGCCAGGGACGGCGCCGCCGGAGACCCCCAGCGUCAAACCGCGGUAUUCCUGGCCUGAGCCGGCCGCCGUCUCGGACUGGGUGUACCGCCCGGUGAAACAGUAGUAGGGGCCCCAUCCGAAAUGGGAACCCGCAAGAGAGGAGGACGAGGACCUGGCCGCCCCGGCCUGAGUCACCUUUGGGUUGGGAAAGGAAAUAAAAAGCAAAACCACCGACUGCACGUCCA